This is a messenger RNA of Anisakis simplex (herring worm), 384 nucleotides long. Lineage: Eukaryota; Metazoa; Nematoda; Chromadorea; Rhabditida; Anisakidae. The record is from the annotation of a GenBank genome assembly.
AUGGUCAAAACCAAUAGCAGGGCGGUACUCGAAUAUGUGGCUAUCGCCCAUCCAGUACGUAAUAUGUGGUUGAGUAGUAUCGGUCGUGCCAAGAAGGUGAUCGCGAUAAUAUGGCUGAUGUCCGCAGUGUUCGCCAUACCGACAGCGAUCAGAAUCGAUUACAAUUUCAACGAUUCGUUGCUUGGCGAUAGGGUUUAUUGGUGUGCGAGGGAAUUUCCGGAAUUUUUCGGUUCCUCACGACGUUUGCUCAACAAAAUGUAUGCUGUUUAUCAGAUGACCUUACUGAUCGUGUUUCCCGUCGUCACAAUGACGAUUUGCUAUGCUCGAGUUUCGAUAAUUGUUUAUUCGUCAUCGAGAGAUCGAGGACUAGCGUCUGUAAUGUGA